AGUGCCCGAGGCUGGGUCUGUUCGCUGGACGCCGGCCAGGGAUGCUUCCGCCGGACUGCUGUGCGGGUCUUGGGUUGUGGCAGAGGGAUGGCGAAUGUGCAGGUGGCCGUGAGGGUCCGGCCUCUCAGCAAGCGGGAGACCAAAGAAGGGGGAAGAAUUAUUGUGGAAGUUGAUGACAAAGUGGCAAAAAUCAGGAAUGUAAAGGUGGACAGUCGACCAGAGCGCUUUGGAGACACCCGGGAGAAGGUUGUGGCAUUUGGUUUUGAUUACUGCUAUUGGUCAGUCAACCCAGAGGACCCUCACUAUGCAUCUCAGGAAGUGGUGUUCCGGGACUUAGGGACUGAAGUACUGUCUGAAGCUGCCAAAGGCUACAACAUAUGUCUCUUUGCAUACGGGCAGACAGGCUCUGGGAAGACAUACACCAUGCUGGGGACUCCAGCCUCUGUUGGGCUGACUCCGAGGAUAUGUAAGGGUCUCUUCAUCAGGGAGGAUGACUGUGCCUCGCUGCCUUAUUCCCGUAGCAUAAAAGUAAGCUUCCUAGAAAUCUACAAUGAACGAGUGAGAGAUCUUUUGAAGCAAUCCAAUCAAAAUAAGUCUUACACUUUAAGGGUCAGGGAGCACCCGGAGAUGGGGCCCUAUGUCCAAGGUCUGUCUCAGCAUGUUGUUACCAACUAUCAGCAAGUUAUCCAGCUCCUGGAGGAGGGGAUAGCAAACAGGAUCACAGCAGCCACCCAUGUUCACGAGGCCAGCAGCAGAUCACACGCCAUCUUCACUAUCCACUACACACAGGCAAUCCUACAGAACAACCUCCCUUCAGAGACGGCCAGCAAGAUCAAUCUUGUGGACCUAGCAGGCAGUGAGAGAGCGGAUCCCAGUUACUGUAAGGACCGGAUUACUGAAGGCGCCAAUAUCAACAAGUCCCUUGUGACUCUGGGAAUUGUAAUCUCCACUUUAGCCCAGAACUCACAAGUGUUCAGCAGCUGCCAGAGCCUCAGUAGUGCAGCCAGCAGUGGAGGUGACAGUGGGAUUCCUAGCACCACGUCUGGGACCAGCAGCGGAGGGGGACCUGCAAGGAGGCAGUCUUACAUCCCAUACCGGGACUCUGUGCUGACCUGGCUGCUGAAAGAGAGCCUUGGAGGCAACUCCAAAACCAUCAUGGUUGCCACUGUGUCCCCUGCACAUACCAGCUACAGUGAGACCAUGAGUACAAUGAGAUACGCAUCCAAUGCCAAAAACAUCAUCAACAAGCCACAGGUGAAUGAGGAUGUAAAUGUGAAGCUCAUCCGAGACCUCAGGGAGGAGAUUGAGAGGUUGAAAGCCGUGCUGCUGAACUUUGAACUGAGGAACUUGCGUUCACUAAAUGAUGAUGUGAGUGAGAACCUGCAGGAGCUAGUCUUCCAGAAUGAUUUGAAGAUAGACACACUGACUGAACCCUGGCCUCAGAAGCAGAAUGACCGGCAGGCGCUCUUGGAGCAUUAUGGUGUGGACAUCAACAGGAAGAGGGCCAGGGUGGUCAUUGACUCCAGCCUGCCACACCUGAUGGCUCUGGAGGACGAUGUGCUCAGCACAGGCGUGGUGCUUUAUCACCUCAAGGAGGGGACAACAAAAAUAGGAAGGAUUGAUUCAGACCAGGAGCAGGAUAUCGUCCUUCAGGGCCAGUGGAUUGAGAGGGACCACUGCACAAUCACUAGCACUUGUGGGGUGGUUAUUCUCCGGCCUAGCCAAGGGGCACGCUGUACAGUCAAUGGUCGUGAAGUCACUGCUUCCUGCCGUCUGACACAAGGAGCUGUCAUAACACUGGGGAAAGCACAGAAAUUCCGGUUUAACCACCCAGCCGAGGCUGCUGUGCUGCGGCACCAGAGGCUCAAGGCUGGAGAGGCUCUUGGCAGCAGUGGCUCUUUGGAAUGGCUGGACUUGGAUGGAGAUAUCAGUGCCUCAAGACUGGGUCUCUGCCCUGUGCUCAGGAAGGAGAGGAGAGUAUUGGAAGAGCAAUGUGACAAGGACCAGCAGCCAUCAAGAAAUAGCGAGAUAUAUUACAGAGCUCAGCCUGAGCAACAGCCGUGCCAUGUGGAGGCUCUGGAGCAGCAAGCCAAAGAAGGACAGAGUAGAGUCCAGGAGGAGCUAGAACUGGACCAGACACAUAUCAGCCGGCAGACAAAAGGCAACCAGCAGUGGCUACUCAGAGAAGAGACCUGGCUAGCCAGCUUACAAGAGACACAGCAAGAAGCCAACUGUGGAGAAGAGAAAGAACUUGAGGCCUUUGUGGCACCUGAUGCUUGGCUUCCAACAGUUCCUCAGAUUCCACCAUCCCCACUGGUCCAAAGCCAAAAGAGGGUGGUGCAGCCCCAGUGCUUGCGGAGACAUACUUCUCGGGCUACAGUGUGGAACAUCAGGCAGAAAAAGUUAUCGUUCCAGCUAGAGAGAAUUAUUAAGAAGCGGAGGCUGCUGAAGGCCCAGAAGAGACUGGAGCAACUCAGUGCACUCUUCUGGAUCCAAGAUGAUGGUGCUUCCAAAGCCCCAAGUUGGGCCUCUAGCUCUAACACCCCAGGCCCAGGUUCUCAGUGGAGAAGCAGAUGGACUACUUGCUGCUCUCUGAGUCUCCAAAGGCUAGGCAGCCAGCGCUUGCCCCAGCUACACAGUGCUUUCAUGAACUCGGAUCCUUCUGCCAUGUCACCACCUGUGCCUGACCUGACUCACCAAAUGCCAAAGAAAACCCUGUCAACAGAUACCAAGGCUACAGCUUGUCCUCCAAGGACAGGACGCCUGGGCAGGAACAGCCUCCAUUCAUCACAGCGGAGGAAGUGCUCUCCAGCCAGGAGAGCUUCUACCCAAGGCACCUGUCGCACUGUGAGCCACAAAUCUGUCAGCAGCCAAGAAAUUGAGUCAUUGGGUAAGCAGCUCUGUCAGAUGUUAUCCCAGGGCCAACCAACUAAGAAACAAAAACCAAGGGACGGUUCAAGGACCUUUACCCCUGCUGCCCAGACCAGAAAGGCUAAGGGACUAGUAGCCUCUGUCAACACACAAACAGGCUGGCAAAAAGGAGGAAGUUGUAGGAGCUUCGAGGCUCCUGAGGAAACAUCUUCCUGUUCUACGGAUCUCAGUGGAUCAGAGCCAGCAGCUGGGCUUAGAAAAAUAGUCAAGACUUUUCAGGCAGAAUUCAAAGCACCUCCUCCAAGCAGAGCAUCAAAAAAGAAUCCGAGGCUGUUGGCAUCUAGGGCCAGGGACAUUGCCAAAAAGUCCUCUCAUUUGCCUUGUGGCAGUCCUUUAAAAAAACAACCUAGUGCAGAGGAUCUAGACACACCAGCCUCCUUCACAGAUUCUAGACCUAUAAAGGACCAUGUAAGGGAAGAGAACAAAGAUUUAUCUGACACUGAAAGCAGUUACUCGGUGGAUUCUCUUUCUUAUAUCUAUGCCAAAGUCCCAAAGAAGCUGCUGAAGCCAGAGGACCUUCAGGGAAAAUGGGAUCUUCCCGAUCCGGAGAACUCUGAAAGUGACAACAGUCAAAUAUCUGAUGAUUCACUUGCUGAGAAAGGGCACCGAAGCCUCCCAGAAAACUCUAGAGCUGAAUAUUCCAUUAAGGACCAUGGGCAUUCAAGGGCCAGAACUUCAGCCUCUGUGUGGGGUCUCCUCAUGCCCUCAGACAGUAGCGUAUGUACUCAGAUGUACCGGAGCUUUUCCUUGGACAGCCUGAUUGAUCCUGAAAAUAGGCCAGGGGAGCCUUUCCUUGGUUCUGCUGACGAAAUGCCUACAGAGACUUUUUGGCAUCUGCAGAAGGCCACCCUAUCUGUACCAGACCAGGAGGCAACAGACAAGCCUAGCUCUAUCAACCACAGAACAGGAGUUGGGGUGAGUGUUCUGCCAAAAAGCAAUUCAUUUUACCUUGAUCCUCAGUUCCAGCCCCAUUGUGAGCAGCUUGAGUCAGAAAUGGAGGCAAACUAUUCUGAACAAACCAACCCUCUCCAAGGCAUUCAACUUGCAAGAGAGAGCCCCCUGUUAUCUGUGGAUUCAUGGUUUUCUUGUGACUCUAAGGUCAAUCCCAGCAGCCCCUCAGGGGUCAUACAUUCUUUAUGUCCAAGCCCUGACAUACAUGAAAUUCAGCCCCAGGGUGAGAAGCCCAAACACUGGCUAACCAUUGAAAAAGUAAAGCCACCAGGUACCUGCAAACUUCCCCAAAGCAGUCCUGAGCCACCCUGCAGUUCAGAUUUGUAUGCAACCUCUACUUCUGAUACAUCCAAGCCCUCAGUUUGUGAAAGCCAAAGACUCCUUCAGCCAGGAGUUGAUGGAUUCCUUCAGGGCAGAGAAAUGCCUGACAUGACCAACCAGGGUAUCUCUGAAGAGUCCCACAUUUCUGACAUGUCAAGUGUGCUGGCUCCCUCUACCACCUCGUUCACUCAUGUACGUAGUCUUAAUAAGAAGGAGUGGGCUGCCCUUCAUGAAGAAUAUCUCCUUGAGCUCUCUGAUUCUGAUUUUCAAGCUGUAGGAGAGCCCAGACCAGCUUUCCCCUUCCUGGAGGAAGACUCUAGCUCCCUGGCUGACGCUUCUGAUAAAGUAGACACUCAGUUGCAAACUGGCCCUGGAUUAUCUAGAAAUUUAGAUUUCAGCUCCUUUCCAGUCCAACUAUCCAAAAUCAGACACUUAAGAGCAGAGAGAGACCAUGACAGUCUGAGUGCCAAUGUAGAAAGUGCUUCUGAUCUCUUCAGCUCCGUUGAGAGGAUGAACUAUAAUGGGACAUACCCAGCAGAUGUAGAGUUGCAGACUUCUGGAUCUAUAAAUGCACAGGCCUAUACAGCAGGAAAUAUGAUACCAGGUUCCAAGACAGAAGCAUGGGAAGUCAGUCAGGCCAGCUUGGAAGGAUGCCUUCAGGGUGGCAGACAUUCUGCGCUGAUAACUUCCUCUGGGCAGUAUUUCUUCCAGAAGAGGGCUUAUCACAAUCACACCUUAGCCACUGAAGUAGACUUUUUACCUCAAGAUGGGGUUCUUCUCAGGAAAAAUGCUGCAGUUCAACCAGGACUAUUAAAUCACAGCAGCCACCAGCAACCCCUGCUGGAAGAGAAGGCAGCUUCUCAGCAGUGUACCGAGGAAGUAGCUGAAACACACAUAGAUGCCUGUUGCACUUUCCCUUCAGGUCCAGACUUGUUCCUGCACUCUGACCCCUGGAGCUCUUUCCCAUCCUCCCUGCAGCCGCCUCCCCUGGAAACAUUCUAUGUAACCAAAAGCAGGGAUGCCCUGACAGAAACUGCCUUAGAGAUUCCAGCCUGCAGGGAAGCCUGGGUGCCAUCCCCACCCCCUAGGGAAGCCUGGGGCUUUGGUUGUAGCCAUCAAGUCCCCCAGAAAGCUCACUGGAAAAAUAAUUUGCCCAAGUUGUCCCAAAGUCAGAAUUCUACGAUUGAUUCACCUCAGCAGACAACAGCAAAGAGGCCAACAGAUGUGAACACAGGGGAAGGUACUGAAGAACUGGGGGGACACUCCAGAUAUAUGAGAGAAGAAGGUACUGGAGAGCUGGGGAAACACUUCAGACAUAUGAGAGAGGAAGAAAAUCACGAUUCUGCUUACUGUUUUGUUCAGAACAGACAGCAUCUCUCUUCUACCAGCCUCAAAGCUUGUGAAUGUGGAAAUCAACUUGGUAUUUUAAAUAAGGAGUACAGCCUCUCAGUCAACGAGGACGGAGAAGGGGCCUCCGCGUGGCAUCACUGCAGUGUUGCCUUCAAUGGCUCUGAGUCAAAGACUUUGCUCUUCAUUUGUGAUUCCAAGGCAAGUGGGGAAGAACAGAGUUCACUCCUGCCACAGAUACAGUCCUGUGCUAUGCACAGUCAAUCUCCUUCUGGAGCUAGGACUGACUUCAUUGGCAAAAUUGCCAAUUUAGACCUAGAGAAGGUCAUACCAGAGGAAACUGCUGUUUCCUUGAAAUCAAGAUCACUCCACUGUCUAAGUAGCCCUGUGAUCAUGGCAGGAGGUGGAAGUCCAACCCACAGGUGGGAGGGGAGGAAUGAAACUGUGCUUCUCAGAGAAGUGAUUUCCAAAGACAUCCAAGAAGAGAUUAGUCUUCCAGGAACCCAGUAUACCUGUGAAAGAUGCCAUCUAGUUAUGUGCUCUCAGAAAAGAAAGCCCACUGAAUGCAAGGCCCAUGGACAGUUAGAAGAAAUACAGUCCAAAGAAGAACCUUUGGGAGAGAAACAGAAUACAAGAGUUAAUAAUACCGAUGAAAUGGCUAGGCUGAUCAGGAGUGUAAUGCAGCUGGAAAUUGGCAUCUUAGAAAUUGAAUCCAAGCAGAAUAAGCUUCUUCAUGCUUCCCACAUACCAAGUACAGAGCUUAUGCUCCAGGAUUUAGAGGACCAGGAGAAGGUUGGCCAUGUCCCUAAGUCAGAAAGUUCUGGAAAACAUUUAUGCUUUGAGGAUCAGCCAUCUUUUCCAAAACAGACAGAGGACAGUAUCUUCGAAGACAGCAAAGCUGGAGAAAUAGAGAGUAACACUGCAAUUAGUAAUAAUACUCAGGUUCAGAAAAUCAUAGGAAGCCCCUUCAGAUCAAGGGAAUAUGUACAAAUGAGGGGGUCUGAGAGUGAGCUCUCCUAUUCACCUGGAGCAGACAGACUUGCUAGGGACACACGCGAUUCUUUGCGGAAAGGCACAGCUCUCAGAAAGCCUAGCAACAUUUCCCUUCACUCUAGAAGGAUAAGAGCAUUAGCUAGAGCUCUACCAUUGCAGUCCAGUGUGGAGAGACCUGAGAAAGAUGAUGAGCUUCUAAAAGUAUCAGCAAAAUUCCACAACCAGACUUGGGCCUUGGAAAGUCUUAAGGAACUGGAGAGUAUGGAAAGUUUUCAGGAAAGCCAAAUCGUUGAAGUUCCAAGUGAUUCAGAAUUGGAGGAUGCAAAAACUCAAGGGGGAGUUGAUGAAAUGACCGUGGACAGGGGAGGGAACCUACAGGAAAAAGAGAAUAUGGUCUUAUCAACUCAGAAAGUUUCUACUCCCAGCCAGCACUGGAAGGGCACAUUUUUCAGCCAGGAGACUGUCUCCCCAUUCCAUAACCAGACAGGCUUCUCUGCAGCUCUUCCUUAUGGAGAACUGUGUGGUACCCAACCCAUGCAUUCUCUACGCUUCCCAAGAAGCUGUUUGCAUGGCUCUGAUACCAAAGGUGUCUCUUCAUUUGAGUACAUAUUAGAACCUGUGAUGUUGAAAACUAAUAGAAAUUCUUUGGCAACUGGAAUAGGGGGUCAGGAUCACAGUGGAGAAACCAGAAGCAGUAGCCCACAGGAAAGUGUUUCAGGGGAUGUUUCCACCACACACACUCCCUGGGGUGGAUCUGUAAUGCCCAUGGUCAUGAGGACUAAUGGUCAGUCUGUUAUAUCAGACAGCAUUCUCCUAGAGACAGAGGACUGGAUAACAGUAAGUACUAGCUCCCAAGAAGACCAGGAAGGGGACUUCAGAGAUACUUCCAUAGGCUCAACUACCCAGGAAGGUUUGGGUUCUGAGGCUGAGGCAACUGUACAAAAAGAAAGAAAAACCAGUUCCUUGGACAGGGUCUCAAGGCAAACUGAAAAGAGAGUCAAUUUCCUCUUACAAAACAAUAGAGACCAGGGUGAAGAGGAAAGGCAGAAGGCAGAGGAGAAGUCAGAAGACCAACAACUUCCCAACUCUGCUUACUUAACACCCAUGUCUGUACUGAAGGGACCUGAUCCAGAGCCUCUGCUACUACCGGACUCCUCUAUCCAUGCAUCCAUAUGCCUGGGUAUCUUGGCAGAGAUCAGACAGGCAAAAGCACAGAGGAAGCAGCUUACUGACUUUGUGACUGAGGGAACAGUCCUUCCUUAUGAAACUUCACAAGAAGCUGAGCGUUUUUCAGAGACUGCUGGUAGAUCUCAGACACCAAAGCUUGAGUGGGAUAGCACCAGGAAUGAAGCUAAAGCACAAGGAUUGCAUGUGGCCUCUCCAUCUGCUGUGUCUGCAGACCUCUUGACUGAUGAAAGGAAAACCCAGGCCAGUGCAGGGAGCUUUCAUCAUCUGCCCAAUCCUGAAACUGACAGAGGACCACAGCAUCAUUUACUGGCUUCGUCUCACAUUGUUUCAGAGCUAGAAAAAAGAUUUUGCACUGGAAAACCAAGGCAAUUUUGUGGAGCAAGUGGAUGGUCUGAUUCUUCUAAAAUCAUAGAGAAAAGGAAAGAAACAUCUAGAACAAAGUCCUCUGUUGAUCAUUUGGCCUCAGACAGGCUUCUUUCUAUACCAGCUGUAGAGGAGGAUGGGAGGGUGGGAUCAGAGAAAGCAUCUAUUUUGCCUUCUCAAACCUCUUGUGAUAGUCCUGGCAGGAUUCUCCAUGGGCAGAGUCAGUUGCCUGCAUGGGAGACUGCAGAAGGUCUACCCUCUGGUGGGAAGGACAAUAUCCUGGGUCAUCAGGAACCUAGAAGUCUAGAUAGCACAUGUGGAGGCGGUUCAGGUAAGAGCUUAGUGACCACACAGGCAGGAAAAGCAGUCCAUUCUGAGUGUCAGUCUGUGAUCUGUACUGUUGAUAAUGCUGUAGACCUUUCUCAGCCUAAGCAAGACCAUAUUCAGUGCUUGGAUACUUCUACUGGCUUAGAAGAAAUGAAAGCAAGUCCAAAGUCAUGUGCUGUUCAGCCUGGAGCUCCAAGAAAAGUUGAAGCAGAAGCUAACAUAUGGCAUCCUGUCAAGUGGAAAAAUGUUGACUCUGGUCUGGCAGAAGCCUGUGGGGGUGACAGCAAAAAUCCAUGGUCAACUUCAUUUCUAGAUCAAAGACCAAACCUGAAUUCCAAUGGAGUUAGAGAAGAGGCUCCUGGUCCAUGCCCAAAAGAGUGCCUUGUCUUCGAGGGGAACACUGGAGGCAGCGGGACACUUGGCUCAUCUUAUGAAGGGGAAGAGAACAGAAGUACUCCUUGCCCUCACCUAAGUGGUUCUCAGGCUACUGCUGCUGUUCACGUCUGCUGCUCUCAUGCCUCUACUCCGCCGUGUUAUAGAGAUGGUGUCCUUAGGAAGGGAGCCCCCUGGGCUGUGCCACAUUCUGAGCACUCACCUGUCAGAGUACCAGCUAGGAUCUGUGAAGUGGAUGGAGCAGGAGAGAGCUUUUCCAAAGACUCUCAAGUGUCUUUGGCACAUGGCCUCAAGCACACAUGUGGGCCAGUAGACAACAGCAUUCCCAACCCACCCACUCCUGUCUCCUCUCCAGCUCAAAGCUGCAGCUGCCUUUCCACCUCAGAAAUAAGGGCAAAUUGCCUCACCCACACAGUUGCUAGGGGAAGGUCAGUAGAAGGUUCGGGGGAAAAGACUACAGGGAAGAAGGCCAGCACUGCCCCUGAGGAUAUUUAUCCAUCCAGUUCUGCAGACAUGAGCUCUGAGCCACUGAGAACUUUGAGGAAUAACUCUGUAGGUGAGAAUGCACAGGCAUCCCAAACCAUGCCAGAACCUCCUGCAGUGACUCAGGGGCUACACACCCUAAAUUCAAAUGAAGGAUCUGUUGACAGUAAGUUGGUGAUAGCGGCUCAGUUUGGACAUUUAGAAAAUACUAUCAGAUACUGUUCAGAAAAGAUGCAACCUUCCACUAAGGUCAGGGGUCACAGUUGCUUGGGUCCCCAAGCCAAAUUUGUAGACAUGUUGAAACAUACCUGCUACCCUCAGAUUGAGACUUCAUGGGAAGAGGAAGAACAACAGAGAGACCAGGUCUCAGGAGAUGGCAAAAACCAGGCCCAGGUCAGAAAUCUAGUACUUUCUAACGUUGGUGGCUUUGAUGGCUUUCAGACUAGAGGUGGUGAAAGAGAGGAGAUAGUUGUAACCAAGCCUUCUGUAUCCCAGACUUUCUUUUCAGACUUUGAAGCCCAAACUCAACCAUCACAGCCCGCUGCCCAGACUCCUUGCCAGCUCUGCUCUGAUAGGGAGCAGCUGCCUUCCAGCCACAGGAACUUGCUUCCUUUGAUUGCAAUCUUCUCUGGCCCCAAACAUGCCGGGUACUCCCCUAGACCUCAGUUUACUGUGGUCAGCUCAUCUCGGUCUCUUCAAGAACUAAAUUUGAGUGUGGAACCUCCUUCCCCAACAGAUGAAGAUGCACAGGGGCCAACCAGCUUGUGGAGACCACAUCUCAGGGGUCAUUCCUUUGAAAAGCCAGUCUCAGCAUCUCUGAAGACUCAGGAUUGCAGUCAGAAAGCUUCGUGUAACUUGAACAAUGGCCCUUCUGAUCACAGGCCCUUGAAUCCCGUCAUACCUCCUUACCCAACAUCGUCCACUGUGUCAUGUAUGCCAACCCCUGAGUUCAUGACCACCUGGAAGCCUGGAGCUUUGGAACAGGCCCAUCAAGGACAGACAGAUAAACUGAGUGUCCAGGAUAUGUCAGAGAAUUGGCAUUCUCAGGGGGACAAAGAAAUGCUGCACUUUGGUUCUAGUAAAUUAAGUCCCUCUGUCCUGCCCUCGUGUCGACAGGGACCUGUGCAUAUUGGUUGGAAGCAAUAUGUGUUUGGAACUGCAGUUGAUGUCUCUUGUAGCCAGAAACCCCAAUUUCUAGUACAAUCAAACAUGGGUCAGUGUUCUAGCGUGGACAAUGUCGUAGAAGACAAGAAAUCUCCAUUUCACUCUCAUCCCAAGACUGAUGCCCAAACCCAGGAUUUGCCAAACAUACACAGUGUCAUUGAGAAUGACCAAAGUUCAAAUCAGCUGCCUCUGGCUAGAGGGAAUGCCACAACUCAGGUAGAUGAGAUUGUACUACUCUGCCCACCAGAGACAGGCUGUGCUGUGGGGCAGGCCAAUAUGAAUACCUUUAAGCAGGGAACACAGACCCUGGGCAGCAGGCUCCACCGGAGUUGCACUGAUGUCUCUGUUCAGCCUGAUGCCAAGACAAUGUCAGACUCUGAGCUAGCCUCCUGGACCAGCAUGCACAACCUGUCUGUUCACCUUUCACAGCUUCUGCACAGCACUUCAGAGCUGCUUGGGAGUCUCUCACAGCCAAGUGUGGUCAUAAAGGAACAGAAUGUCAAGAGUGAAUCCCUAGACGAGGCCCAACAGGCCCUCAUGAUGGAUGGUUCUACUCGGACCACUGUGGAUGAGGGCAUCCAGACGGACCUGGCCUUACCUCCUCUGGCCUUUCAGGGCCCAGAGGUCAAGUUUGAGGAAGUCAGUGUGAUCCUUGAAGUGAUGGACUCAGGUAUCACCACUGUGGCUCAAGAAAAGGAAGAUAACCCAGUGGUGUUUCAGAAGACAGAGGCAGAGGAGGCAGCAGAAUCCCCAGAUCUCCAUGAAGGAAACACCCAUGAUAAGCUGCAGAGCCCUUCUGUGCCCUCACCACACUUGAGGUUUCAGAAAGCUGAUCUUGAGCAGAACAUUACUUUCAUGAGCCCCCCAGCUUCUCCUGAUGGUUCCCCACCUCCCAGUCUGCAGCCAGAGGAAUCUUGCAUGGUGGUCAACAUGCCCAGAAUCUCCCAGCACUCAGGGCUCUCCCUUGGUGCUUCUGAGUUCACCCAGGAGCCUAGUACCCAGAAAAGGUUGUGCAGCUCGAGUGCUGUGCUGGUGGAUAGGGCUUCCUCUCCAAUCCUUACAUUUAGUGCCAGCAUCCAGGAGCUGAGCAACCCCUUAACCUGUUUGACUCUACCAGUUCCCUCAGCUCAUCCUCUUGAAGACUUCCAGAAGCUUGACAUUAAUCCAGACCUUGCUGUUGGUGACCUAAGACCGCCAAUGGAUAAUUCUCAAGCCACUGAUGAGUCUGGUGUCUUUCAGAGAGCUGAGUCUUUGGAAGGCAAAAGCCUUUUAGGAAAAAGUUCUGAGAGAUUAUUUCUUGAUUCUAGCUCCCUAUGCAGUCCACAGCAGAGCUCUAGUCUCCAAGUUAGUUUCUUAGGAAAGGCCCCUCAGCAGCUUCGGCCCAAGAGCACCACUGGAGACCAAAACAAGUUGCCAUCUCCACCACCAAGGCACAGGAGCCCGAAGCUAGAUGACAGCUUUGUGUCUGAGAAGGUGGCUUCCAUAGAGCAUGGUCCACCGAGGCCCAGCCAGUGGCAGGGCAGGGCAGCAAAUAAGGAUGGGAGCUCCGAGUUUAUGCUGGAGCCACAACCCAAUGUGGAUCGACCUUCUUCACAGACAGGUCUUCAGCCCCUUAGCCCUUGUCAGAUCUCUGAUACUACAGGACUUCAAAGUCCUGCUGUAGACCCACCUCAGGCCUGCCAACCAGUGGGGUUGCUCUCUCCUGGUUUACAUAUGCAUGUGGCCCCUGGUCCCCAACAUCACAGCCUCGGGGACCUCCCAGUUCAUAACAAUUUAAAUAACUGGUAUGGAGUUCAGAAUGGACCUUGCAUAGGUGAGAGUUUAGGGGUCAGAUGUGACUCCAGUUCUGUGGGGACACAAAGGCCCCUGCAACCUUCUGACAAGUACAGCCAGGACCCUGAGUGGCUUCGAUUGGAGCACAUCCCCUUACAAGCUGGGGUUCAGAAGCCCUCACUCAGUGUGGAGCUCACAGAAGCAAAACUACACCAUGGCUUUGGGGAGACAGAUGCCCUGCUGAAGGUGCUGCAGAGUGGGACAGGGGAGGUGCUUGCUCCUGAAGAAUCUGCUGUGCCCUCCUGUAAGGAGUUCUACACUAGGCAGAAAAACACUGUUGAGAGCCUCAGGAGAGAGAGGGCUGAGCGACUUCAUAACUUUCGUCGGACACGAAGCCUCAGUCCCCAGAAACAACUAGGCUUCCUGCCUAGCAAGGCUCUCCCCACCUGGGAACUUGACUUGCCCAGCAGACGCCAAGAAUACCUGCAGCAGCUGAGGAAGCAUGUUGUGGAGACCACUAGAAUCCCAGAACCAGCACCAAGAUUAGCCCGCCCUUCCUCUGACAUUGAGCUCAUGCUUCAAGAGUAUCGCCGGGCCCGUGAAGAGGCCAAGGUGGAGAUUGCCCAGGCGCGAGAUCGGCUCAAGGAGCGAGCUGAACAAGAAAAGAAGAGAAUCCGCCAGCAGAUCAUCUCCCAGCUACUGAAGGAAGAGGAGAAACUACAGAUUCUAGCCAACUCUAGCUCCCUGUACAACAGCUCCAGUGGAAGCAUAUCUUCUGGUGUCACGUCUGGUUACAACAGCAGCCCAGCCUUCUCAGGGCACCUCCAGUCUCUAGAAGUUUCGGAGGACUCUCAAGUGCCAAAUUCCCAAGACACUUGGAUAGGGGACUGGCAGGGCCGGUCCACAGUGAGGAACAGUUACCUGUAUCUGACUGGGUCUUCUUGGAAGAGCUUAGCACACAGCCGCAGAGCCUCUAUGGGCAGUGGCUGCUGCUCUCUCUCCAGCCUAUCCAGCUUGGGGACCUGCUUCUCCUCCCUCUAUCAGGACUUGGCCAAACACAUUGUCAAUACAUCAAUGGCUGAUGUAAUGGCUGCUUGUUCGGAUAAUCUCCACAACCUCUUCAUCUGCCGGGCAGCAGAUGGCUGGACCUAUCAGGGUGUGGAGCAAGAGGUACAGCUUUACUACAAGGAGUUCUCUUCUACUCGACAUGGAUUCUUGGGUGCAGGUGUGGUGUUCAAGCCGCUCUCUCAAGUAUGGGCAGCUGUGAGUGACCCCACUUUGUGGCCUCUGUACCACAAGCCCAUCCAGACAGCAAGGCUCCAUCAGCGGGUGACCAGCAGUAUCAGCCUGGUGUACUUGGUGUGCAAUACCACACUGUGUGCGCUGAAGCAGCUGCGAGAUUUCUGCUGUGUCUGCGUGGAAGCCAAAGAGGGGCAUCUAUCAGUCAUGGCGGUUCAGUCUGUGUAUGAUGCAUCCAUGCCAAGACCUACCAGAAAAAUGGUCCGAGGAGAGAUCCUGCCCAGUGCUUGGGUCCUGCAGCCUGUCAUCAUGGAGGGGAAAGAAAUAACCAGAGUCAUCUUCCUUGUCCAGGUGGAGCUGGGUGCACCAGGCUUCCCUCCGCAUCUUCUGAACUCCUUUAUCAAACAGCAGCCGUUGGUUGUGGCCAAGCUGGCAUCUUUCCUUCAUAGUUAGUAUUGGGCCAUGGAGACAACAAUGCUGAGAUGUAGGCCCAGGAUAUCUGAGACUUUACAGCUGCUUCUAAACCCUGAGGCAAGAAGAGCCUGGGCUGCCUGUGGAAGCCAGCUAUACAGAUGGCCCCAGCCCAGGGUCACCAGCCAAACCAGUACUUAGUACUUGGUUACCUCUGAAGAGUGAGCAACCUGAAGCUUCUAGCCCUAGCUGUCCAAAGAAAGAGAUCAACUUACCUUCAGGAUUUCUCACCUUUUAUUUCCUGCCUCUGGGACUCAAUGGCACACCAAGUGUUCAGACUGGAAAAGCACAGCCUGCACAGCUGGAGCCUGCAGUGCUUUGGCAAGCUGCCUCCUUGGCAGGCAGGCACUGGCCAAAGGUGCUCUGGAUCAGUCUCCAAAAUUCAGCUCCAUUUUGUGAUGGAGUGGCAGAAAGGACCAAACCAUACAGUUUAAAGAAUCAUCUGCAUAAACCAGAUCCUGAUUCAGAAUUUUCUCUCAUUGAACGUUUACAAACAUUUUACUAUUCAUAUUACUCUCC
Molecule: messenger RNA, 14463 nt
Organism: Grammomys surdaster
Lineage: Eukaryota; Metazoa; Chordata; Mammalia; Rodentia; Muridae
Gene: Stard9
Product: StAR related lipid transfer domain containing 9
Exons: 33
Coding region: 88-13926 (4612 amino acids)
Biological process (GO): spindle assembly; microtubule-based movement
Cellular component (GO): cytoplasm; nucleus; centriole
Molecular function (GO): microtubule motor activity; lipid binding; microtubule binding
Source: RefSeq, a predicted model, not a curated record